Tigriopus californicus is the source of this 1083-nucleotide messenger RNA. RefSeq lists its product as uncharacterized. NCBI's taxonomy places the organism in Eukaryota, Metazoa, Arthropoda, Copepoda, Harpacticoida, Harpacticidae. The coding region runs from base 118 to 420 and encodes 100 amino acids. The transcript is spliced from 3 exons. The record is from RefSeq and is a predicted model, not a curated record.
UUGUAGAUCUGCCGGGGUUAUCAGAGAGCAUUUAAGCUUCCAAACCCGACGGAUUGUGGCGCAGAAGUGUUUGGGGUGUCAUUGAAAGAAAUUCCACGACCACAUUAAAUCAUCAAUAUGGACCACAUCACUGAACGAGUGACCGGGGGCCUUGACCAAGCUCGGGAGGCCUUCCAUGAGCUGUGUCAAAUGGCCAUGGCCUUAGAAUCUGAGCGAGAGGAAAAGAGGUCCAUUGCCAUUGCCCGAUUCGAGGCCAUGAGGACAUACACCUUGAGGCUUCGAGAGAAGCACAGAGUCCUCCGGGCGAAAUAUAUCAACAUGGUCGAGAUGUAUAACGCUUUGGCGGAGGCUGCUCACGACCGAAGUGACUCAAGUUCCAGCUCAGACGAGGAACGCGACGAUACCUGUUCCAUUAUGUAAAACUUAAACUUCAAAAUCCAUCAAAGAGAGGACAUCAACGCACUAAAUUUGGCAUUAUUCAAGUUUGCGAGCAACUCUAACAAGGAAUCGAAAAAAGAUCCAAUCUUCAAAUCCUAGCAUGCAAAGAAUGGCUAUGGAACAAUAGUGGAACAAUGGCCCUCGUUGGUCGGAACACGUCAUUUGAAGCUUUUUUUCACCCCGUCAUUCCCUAUCUAUUCCCCCUGGUUCGACAUUCCCUCUCGUCUUGCUAUUUAUCUAAACGAGAGGGAAUCUUAUCUGGGGGAAUAGGUAGAACUUGGAACGAUGGGGGACAAAAAGUUCAAAACGACGGAGCUCGAGAACGAGGAUUAUUGUAGCACAUUGCUGAUAACGAUUCCUUGCCGGAAUAAGGCGUUUGAGAAUCUCAUUGGUGGCUCUUGUUUCCCUUAUGAGUAAUAUUAUGUAAACUUUGGAUUGUGGAAGUUUACACAAUGUUCAAGCACAAGGGAAGCAAAAGGUCCCAACGAAAUUGAGCAAACGCAAGAUUCUGAAUUGUGGAUUUGAAGAGGGUAGCUUCUCUCAAUACCCGUUAGACGGCAUGCACAAACUAAAUUUCAUGUCUACAUAACAGAUCAUGUGUCAAAUGUUCAUCUCAUGUAUUGAAUUAAAAUUGGAUUAUACUGA